CCGGCUCGGGGUCAGGACCGGUCCGGUUGACGUGUUAUUGCUUAGGACGGAAGGUUAUGCGAGAGGAGGCGAAGUUCAUUCUUCUGGAACUCAACAGGGGCGUCCGGAAGUAGGAGCAGCGGCGGGGGAGUCUACAUCCCGUAGGGUCGUCGCUAGCGAGUGCUGAGGGGACUUGUGCCCCAGCCUCUCCGCCCGGGCUAUGGAGACGGGACCCGCCUCUACUGGGCCGUCGGCCUCAGCCACCGGGGCCCCUGAGCUGUUGGGUCCCUUGUCGGUGCUGUACGCUGCCCUCCUGGCCAAGCUGCUGGAGUUGGUUGCCACAUUGCCUGAGGAUAUUCGGCCUGGUCCUGAUUUUCAUGGAUUGCCCUGGGAGCCUAUAAUUAUUACAGCCUUACUGGGAAUUGGUUCAUUUGCCAUUUUCUUCUGGAGAACUUUUCUUUCAGUAAAGAGCAGAGUUUAUCAAGUGAAUGAAAAACAACUUGCUGAGAAGAUUAAAACCCUCUUACAAGAAAAAACAGAAAUUUUAGAAAAGAUGUCAGAAUAUGAUCAUAAGAUCAGAAAAGCAAAGGAGUCAGUAAAGGAAACCAAGAAACAAAAUAUUAAUCUUUCUGAUGAAGCUGCUGGCCUUAAGGAUACAAUCAAAGGACUUGAAGAAACAAAUCAAAAACUGGAUGACAAAGUGAAAAAUCUUCAUUCAUUAUUGGAAACUGAGAAAGAACAGAAUGUAAAGAAACAGGACAUGAUAUUAGAAACUCAGAAAUCAAUAGAAAAAUUACAAGAAGUUAUCACAAUGCAUUCUGUUGAACUUUCAGAGGUACAGAUAGCCCUUAAUGAAGCUAAGCUCAGUGAAGAAAAAGUGAAGUCUGAAUUACAUCAUGUACAAGAAGAAAAUGCUCGACUCAAGAAGAGAAAGGAGCAGCUGCUACAGGAAGCAGAAGGUUGGAGUGAGCGACACACUGAACUCAGUGAGCAAAUUAGAUUAUAUCAGAAGACUCAGAAAGACACAGAAGAAGCCCUUGCUUACAAAGAAAACGAAAUAGAAGUUUUGACUAAUUGCAUUAUGCAGCUGAAACAACUUGAUCUUGAUUCUGAAUCUGAGGGCAAAAAUAAUGAAGAAGGAAAUGGAUGGGAUGACUUAGCCAAUGGAGAGCUGUCAGAUAAAAUCACCUCAGAUAACCGAAGUGAGAAGAUGAAGAUCCAGAUUAAACAGAUGAUGGAUGUCUCACGGGUUAAAACUACAUUAACAAUAGUUGAAGAAGAUAGAAAUCAUUUGCAGUCCAAACUAAGUGAUGAAAUAAAAGCUCGACAUGAGUUGGAAGAACAAAUAAAGAAGUUGGAACAUGAUUCCUCUUCCCUGCACUCAGCUAAAGCACAUUUAGAAAAUGAAUGUAAAACUCUGCAACAAAAAGUGGAGAUUCUUAAUGAACUCUACCAGCAAAAAGAGAUGGCUCUGCAAAAGAAGCUCACUCAGGAAGAGUAUGAAAGGCAAGAAAAAGAGCAGAAGCUGACUGCUGCAGAUGAGAAAGCCAGCUUGGUGGCAGAAGAAGUGAAAACUUACAAGCAAAGAAUUCAGGAGAUGGAAGAUGAAUUACAGAAAACAGAGAGGUCAUAUAAGAAUCAGAUUGCUAGUCAUGAGAAGAAGGCCCAUGACAACUGGCUCAUUGCUCGUGCUGCAGAAAGGGCUCUUGCAGAGGAGAAGAGGGAAGCAGCCAAUCUGAGACAAAAAUUAAUAGAAGUAAAUCAAAAGAUUGCAAUGCUCCAAAGACCUAUGAUUGUAAAGCCAACUCCUGGAAGACCUGAUCAUCAGAUUCCUCCUCGGAGAGGACCCCUGAGCCGAGAUGGCUCUUUUGGUCCAUCCCCUGUGAGUGGUGGUGCACCCUCCCCACCACUGAUGAUGGAACCACCAUUAAGAUCUAUCUCUGCUACUCUUAACCGAAGAGAUGUAUCUAGAAGUGAAUUUGGGUCUAUGGAUGGACCUCCUCUUGGUCCUGGUCCAAGAAGGUCAUCUGAAGUAUCUGGAAGAACAUCUGCCUCUGAUCUGGGUCCUGGUCCAGUCCCUUUGAUGAACAGUGGUCCAAGAAGCUCUUCUCCCUCAACAGUGUUGGAUGGCAUGCAAACCCUUCCCCCAGAGUCUGAAGGUUCCUGUGUUCCUACUGUUCAACCAUCAACUGAGGAGUCAGUGUCAGCUAACACUGGCCCCAAGGGUCAUCCACCAUUCCCAGGAAUGCCCCUCAUGUCACCAAUAGGACCUCCACCACCACCUCUUCGAUAUGGACCACCUCCUCCGCUAAGAGGAUCUUAUGGGCCUCGACCUCUUCCUCCUCCUCUUGUACCUGGUGGUCCUCCACCUCCAAGCUUUCGGGAAUACUUACAUGGCCUUCCACCAGGAAUAAGGGACCUACCUCCUGACCCCCGGGAAUACAUACGUGGACAUCCACCUUUUGGACCCCUAGGCCCUCCUGGCCCAAGGGAAUACCUUCCUCCUGGCCCAAGAUUACCACCUCCAGCCCAUGGUCCAAGGGACUAUCCACCACCACCCUUUUCAAGAGACUUGACACCUUCAGGUUCUAGAGACUAUGCCCCAUCUCUUCCUCAUCCACCUCAUGCCUCUCAAGGAAGCACACAGGACUAUGCACAGGCUCCAGAACAGAGCCCAUAACUUUAGCCUUCACCUUGAGAGAAUAGACUGUUGGGACACUUCAUACAGGUAAAAGAUUUCAUUGGCUUCAAAAUAAAUUUUACUUUCAUUUCAUGAUUAGGUUUGUAUGUAGGUUUGUUUACUUUGUAUUUUUUGCAGGAUUUUUCCCCCCCAUUCAACUGCUCCUGGCAUCAUUGUGCAUUUAUGAGCCAAACUAUUCAACCUCUCCAUGAUUUGAGAAGCAAAAACAUACUUUUUUUUUGCCAUGAAUGAGGACGUUUUAAGCUGUAACCUUUUGCAGCUCUUUAAAUGUGCAAUACAAAAAAAAUAUACCUGUGUUUUAGUUUCAUGUAGUUUAUGUAAUUGAUGAUUUCAAAUGUCAUAAAUGUAAUCAACAUUUCCUGUGGAAAUACUUUAUUAAAAAAGGUUAAGCGCUAUUCCCAUUGCCUCCUUUCCCCUGUUAUUUUGUUAAACUAUUGUUAGUGUAGACCAUUCUGCAACAUAUGUAACAGUUAUUACAGAGGGACUGUGUGGAUAAACUUCUUUUUAAAAAGGUCUGGUUUUGAAGACCAGGAGCAUCAAUAAUUAAUCCUAAAAAAUUUUACUAAUAAUCCCAGAGAUUAUUGCAUUAGUGCUGUAUGAACCAUCAUCUAAAAAUAAACUUCCUUUUGUAUUAUUUCCAAGUAAAAUCCAGUUGUUAAAAGAUUGAGAUUAACACUGGAAUAUAAUCUCAUUCAAUUCAAUAAUUUGUGCCCUUUUGGAAAUGUGAGGUUCUAGCAGUUAAAGAUUAUAGGUUCCAAAGGUAUACUUAUCCCCAUUUCAAAAACCUACCCAACUGUGUUGUAUUUACCCUGGUGCUUUCCCAUAUUAUCUACUUCAAAAAUGGUAACAGCCAUCAUUGAAGUAAAAGUUAGGCCUUAGUCAAUAAAUUAAGGAAAAUUUAACUAUUAAAGUCAUUAUUUAAGUUUUAUUUACGCUGACAAAAAGGCUUCAUCUUCUCUAGUAUAAUCACUAUGUUGCAAAAAACUUCAUCUGGAUGAGGCUAAAAUUUGAUUAUAAUUGAAGUUUUAAGGGGAAAACAAGAAUUCAUCCUCUUCCUGAACAUCCCUGAAUAAUCAAAAAGAACAGAACUAUGUAUUUAUUGCAAUUUGAAUGUUACUUGCACAGUAGUAAGAGUCUUAUAUAAAAGGUUUCAUAGAAGCAAUACUUAACAUGGUUAAGACAUUCAGGUAGACAAGGCCUCUUAUCCUUUGAAUUUAUUUGUAUUUCUUUUUAUAAAAUUGAAAAUAAAGACUUCAUUGCAAA
This is a messenger RNA of Gracilinanus agilis (Agile Gracile Mouse Opossum), 3943 nucleotides long. RefSeq names its product MIA SH3 domain ER export factor 3 (gene MIA3). Gene Ontology annotation, biological process: protein secretion; endoplasmic reticulum to Golgi vesicle-mediated transport; vesicle cargo loading. NCBI's taxonomy places the organism in Eukaryota, Metazoa, Chordata, Mammalia, Didelphimorphia, Didelphidae. The transcript has 24 exons. The record is from RefSeq and is a predicted model, not a curated record. Gene Ontology annotation, cellular component: endoplasmic reticulum exit site; endoplasmic reticulum membrane. The coding region runs from base 200 to 2659 and encodes 819 amino acids.